CCACCCGCCCACACCCACACCCACACCCACUCCCAGACCCACACCCACACCCACACUCACACUCACACCCACACCCACACUCACACUCACACCCACACCCACACCCACACCCUUCGUGUGGUAUUCUCGAGUGCAAGUGUAUUUGUGCUGAAUCGGACGCUACUUGGGACGAUUUAAUCUUCAUUCGUGAAAAUUUUGGUCUUGAAAGGUAUGCUGGUGACUUUCGCCUACGACGAACUCACCCUUAUUUUUAUCAACUGAUUACUCUUCUCAAUAUUCUCGAUUUAUCCUGGAUCGAUAUUUGCAUAUUGAAAGGAGACGAUUUUUACGUUGAACGACUUACAAAUGAUGAAGUAACCUGGUCCACCAUUAAAAAAAACUUACAACAUUCUACUUCAGUUACCUUCUACCUCAAAUUAUGAAAAAUCUCUAACGACUUUAUUAUUUUCUUCUUAUUUGUGUUGUAUUUUUUCUCUGCUCGUUUUUUUUUGUUCUGUUCUUAUUUUUGUUUCGUUUUUUCUUCUAAUCAAGUAUUUAUCUCAAUAAAAUUUAUUGAUUACUGUAUAACACUUUAUAUUUAAUCAGUCGACAUAAUCUAAAGUAGAUGUUUUUUUCAUAACUGUGUGAAAAACUAUCUACAAGUUGUUAUAUAUAAAAAUGGUGGAGCCCAUUAGGCUUGGGUAGACUCAACCGACCACGUAAUAUUCAUACACCUUCUCGUGAUUGCUAUGUUUAACAUAAGGAAUCGUAUGAAAAGGAAACGAAAUGAUAUUAAGAAAAAACGAUCAAAGAAAAUAAGCCGCCCUUAGCAACAAACGACACAAAUUGAUCUAUUUUUUUUAUUGGCUAGAGGCUUAUAAGUGAAUUCGGAAUAACCAUCAUUCAAUAUCAUGAACGUGCUAUUAGUUUAUGUUGUGAAGUUUUAUCAGAAAACCAUCAAGAUCUAGCUGCUCGCUAUGUAGAUUAUGGUGCUACAUUAAGAGAACAACGAAAAUUCGAUAGAGCUGGCGAUGUCUUUGAGAAAGCAAAAGCAAUAUAUGAGAAUCAAGACGCUAAUACCCUUCCAUUAGAUCAUCCACGUUAUGCUGCAUGCUACAGUAAUAUGGUCAAGUUGUAUUGUGAUAAAGGUGAUUUUAAUCAAGCAUUUGAAUUUUCAACUAAAGAGCUUCAUAUUCGACAAACCUAUUUAUGUUCUUAUCAUCCACUAAUUACUACCAGCUUACAUAAUCUGGGCACUAUACGUCAUAGACAGGGUCAAUAUUAUCGCGCUUUUGAUUUCUAUAAGAGAGCACAAGCUCUAGUUGAAGGAGCCACACCACAAAAUCAAAAUGCUAUCUCUUCUGUUUAUGAUAGCUUAGCGAGCUUGUAUUUUGACAAAGCUGAAUACAAAUUAGCUCUAGAGUAUUAUACGAAGUGUUUAAAUAUUCGGAAACAAAUAUUAGAUGAAACACAUCCAACCAUUGCUAGAAGUGAAAUGCAACUUGGAAGAGUUCAUGCACAUUUACAAAACUAUAAAGAUGCUCUUGAGUAUUAUAAUCGAGCUUUGCAAAACAAUGGUAACAUAGGCGAAGUUUAUAUUAAUCUCGGAAAUCCUUAUUCAUUUCAAAAUGAACAUACAACUGCAAUGGAUUAUUAUGAAAAAGCUUUGACUUAUUAUAAAGAAACAUAUGGCACUGAUCAUUCAUACACAGCUAUGGCUUAUUCUAAAAUUGGUGAUACUUUUUAUUUGCUCGACAAUUAUGAUAAAUCAAUAAAUCAUUACAUGCUGGCUUUGUAA
Rotaria sp. Silwood2 is the source of this 1777-nucleotide messenger RNA. Lineage: Eukaryota; Metazoa; Rotifera; Eurotatoria; Philodinida; Philodinidae. The record is from the annotation of a GenBank genome assembly.